AAUUAACAAAACACACAUAAUACGGUGUUACAGUAUCGUUUUCUCCAUUUGUUAACAAAUUGUCCGGAGCCAAACUUCACGUCAGUUGUUUCCAGUCGGCAUGUUUUUGUGAACGUACCAGCCUCGCCCGACAACCACAACAAACGGAAAGCUCAUCGGGUCAUGGAGUUCGCAGAGCUGAUAAAAACACCCAGGGUGGACGGGGUGGUCCUGCACCGGCCCUUCCUGCCCACCGUGGAGGGGACCCUGUGUCUCACUGGUCACCACCUCAUCCUCUCCUCCAGACAGGACAACACGGAGGAGCUGUGGCUGCUCCACUCCAACAUAGACUCCACAGAGAAGAGAUUUGUGGGGUCUCUCGGAAGCAUUAUUGUCAAAUGCAAAGACCUGAGGGUGAUCCAGUUGGACAUCCCUGGUAUGGAGGAGUGUCUCAACGUCUCCAGCUCCAUUGAGGCCCUGUCCACACUUGAUUCCCCAUCCCUGAUGUACCCUUUCUUUUACCGGCCCAUGUUUGAGGUCAUAGAAGAUGGCUGGAAGUCUUUCCUUCCACGGAAUGCCUUCAAAGAUUUGGAGUCUAUGACUGAUGAGUGGCGGUUGAGUGAAGUCAACAAGGACUUUACCGUGUGCCAGACAUAUCCCCCUCUAGUGGCGGUGCCCAAAGACAUCGAUGACGACACACUAAGAAAAGUAGCAACCUUUCGUCACAGUGGCCGCUUUCCUGUCCUUAGCUAUUACCAUAAAAAGAACGGCAUGGUGAUGAUGCGAGCAGGACAGCCUCUGACUGGAACCAAUGGGCGACGGUGUAAGGAAGACGAAAAGCUGAUCAACGCCACUCUGCGGCCCGGAAAACGUGGCUACAUCAUUGACACGCGCACCAUCAAUAUUGCUCAGCAGGCCAAAGCUCGAGGCGGAGGGUUUGAGUCUGAGGGUAACUACCCCCAGUGGAGGAGGAUCCACAAGACCAUUGAAAGGGCUAAUGUCCUCCAGGAGGGUCUGAUAAAGCUGGUAGAAGCAUGUAACGACCAGUCACACAGCAUGGACCGCUGGUUAAGCAAACUGGAGGCUUCCAGCUGGCAGACUCAUGUCAAGGAGAUCCUCACCACUGCUUGUCUGGCUGCUCAGUGUAUUGACAGAGAGGGAGCAUCAGUGCUCGUUCAUGGUACAGAAGGGACAGACUCGACUCUGCAGGUGACCUCCUUGGCUCAGAUCAUCCUCGAUCCAGCCUGCAGGACCAUCAGAGGCUUCCAGGCCCUGGUGGAGCGAGAGUGGCUCCAGGCGGGUCACCCGUUCCGGCAGCGCUGUGCCCAGUCAGCCUACUCCAACAACAAGUCCCGCCAAGAGGCGCCUGUCUUCCUGCUCUUCUUGGACUGUGUGUGGCAGAUCCUUCGCCAGUUUCCCUGCUCCUUUGAAUUCAGCGAGAGUUUCCUGGUGCUGCUCUUCGAACACUCCUAUGCUUCUCAGUUUGGUACUUUCCUGGGAAACAGUGCAGCCGAAAGAGCCAAACUGUCUCUGCCUGAGAAGACCGUGUCCCUUUGGUCAUGGGUGAAUCGGCCCCAGGAGCUGGAGCGUCUUACCUACCCGCUCUAUGAAGCCAACAGUCUGGUGAUCUGGCCCUCUGUGGCCCCUCAGAGCCUGCUGCUAUGGGAAGGUGUGUUCCUUCGCUGGAACCGCUCCCCCAAGUGUUUGGACGAAGCCUACGAAGAAAUGGUUCAUAUAAUUGAAUACAACAAGGAGCUACAGAACAAAGUAAACAGCCUCCGCAGGCAGCUUGCCCAGCUGGAAACUGAAGAUCCUCUCCUUCAAACACCAUAGUGAGUGUGACAGAGACUGCGGGAGGUAGAAAAUGUAAAAAAUAUAUACAAAUAUAAAAGCAGAUGUGAUUCAGUCUGGUUUUAGGCUUCUUGUGCUGAUUGUUUUUACUUUUUUUUCCCCUGACCACAUGAAAAAGGGAAGUGAAAUUGACCCUAUGACUCCACUAGGUGAACUCCUGUAAUUUGUAAUUCUAGAGAAUGUCUGGAACAUUGGGUCAGGAAAAGUUGUCUUUCCAAAUUGACAUUUUCUAGAACUACGACUUUGUUUCUAAUUUAGUUUUGUAUCCGUUGCUUGCUAGAAAAUAAAUUAAAACAUCCACUCAAAUUCUCCGGACAUCUUCCUGCUGUAUUUUGCUUGCGGGCUGGUAGGAAAAGUUGUUAGGAGAAAAUGUGAGGAGCAUCUGACUCGGACAUUUGCUCUUCUUCGGAGAUUCAGUGUAUGCCUGAAAGCAGCUUCACUGACUUUCAUUCACACACACAGAUAUCUUGAGUGAGUGAGGCCUUUUAAUCCCGAAACCUACACGUCAGACUCCUGACUGUUCAUGGGCAUUUACGUAUCUUGUCGAGGAAAGAGAUACGGGGUCAUUGGAAGGACAGUAUGAGAGGUUCACUUACGUCAGGCUGCACAUUUUUCUUCUAACCAUCCUGUUGAAUGUACAUGCAGCUGAAGCACUGCAGAGUAACUAUGGCAACAUAUAGGUUGCUGUAAAGCAGCAUGUGACUGCUACACGUUCAGAUGACAUAAUAAGCGUAGGAAGGGUCUACGCCUACUGUGCUUUACAAUGAGACUCUUGUUUAAUAUGAUGCUGAGCAAAAUAUCCUGAUUGUUGUACAUUUGUCAGAUCACCACUUUUACAUUCCAGUAGCAUGAACACUGAGUUUACACAGACUAAUAACAUUGAAAGAUUUAUUUGAUAAAACCUCAUAAAACUAUAAUAUCACCUUGCUUUGAAAUGCCAUUGUUUUCAAUCUCAUCACGCAUAAUAGUAAACUACUGUAAUAUGUUUGAGAGGAAAAUGUGGGAAACGAUGAUACGGAGGGUACUGUUGUCAUGGUUACGACAACACGCGCCUGAUUAUCAGCGAGACUUGAUGAAGGUGAUCACAUGGAGAUGUGUAUGCGUCAUGUGAGAUGCUGUUUUAAAGACCUAAUGCACUUUGUCUGAAAAGCAUUUCAAUUAUUCAAUGUGGGAAGCCAAUAUACUAAACUUCAGUAUUGGAAACAUGAUUAUCCUCUAAUUAUAAUGAUUGUAAUUAGCAUUCGUUUCUGUUAUAGCGCUCACCAGCAGAGGCUACCAAAGACAGUAGAUGUCUUCAUAUUAAGUGUGAAAAGAUGCUAAUAUUUUCAGCUAAUUUUAACACAAACUCCGUUACUUGAAUUCUGUGUCAUGGGAAAGUUCACAUCUGUGUCAACUCCUGCAUCCGAAGUAACAAUUUUCUCACCGAGCCCGAACUCAUCAUUACGAAAGCCCAUGGUCUGAAACACAGUUGCUGGUUCUCAAGCUUAAAUUGCACUGUCAUUAGAGAAGCAGCUAAACAUGUUUAAAAGGAUCUGACCUAAAUUCUGCUGGCAUGGCGACAUCAAAGUUCAUCUGCCCCAGUGCUGCCCAUGGAUAAAAGCUUUUUGUGGCCUUAAACUAUAAAUACAACUUAACUGUCAACUCGAGGAUGAAAAAGACGAUGUUUGGGUAAAAUUUGAUCCAGUUUUCAUCGUUGCUCUUUUUUCUUUUUGUUUUGCCAGUAUUUUCAUCCUCUUCCUUGCCAUCUUUAGAAAAAUUCCAAUGUUUGCUACCAGAAUAAUGUAAUAUUCACACUACGCCCCUCUGCUUUGUUAAGGGAAUGUUUACAUGUAUAUUUCGUGCCUGCACUAUAUAACGUUCCCUUCAACCAAAAACACAUGCUGGAUGCUUCUUGUGCAAAUGAACAGAACAGUGAUUUAUUGUUAUAAACUCACGUCUUGUGUUACUCUUCAAAACGAUUGUUGCUUCGUCAAAAAGUCAACAAAACUCUAACAGGUUAUCAGCAUUGUUGACAAAUAACAGUUCUGCCUGCUGUUGUUGUUAUUGUUGUACUUUUUCAACUUUUGUGCAAUGUCUUACUGUGAAAUCAGACUACAAAAUAUACAUUUGUUUUUUUUUCUCUGUAAAAUUACAUUAUUGUUCAAAUUCUGAUUUUAUAUUUUUAUUUAAGUUUCAAGCCAUUAAAAAAUCUAGCACAAAAGA
Hippoglossus stenolepis (Pacific halibut) is the source of this 4032-nucleotide messenger RNA. RefSeq names its product myotubularin related protein 9 (gene mtmr9). The record is from RefSeq and is a predicted model, not a curated record. Gene Ontology annotation, biological process: negative regulation of autophagy. Lineage: Eukaryota; Metazoa; Chordata; Actinopteri; Pleuronectiformes; Pleuronectidae. Bases 163 to 1812 code for a protein of 549 amino acids. The transcript is spliced from 11 exons.